UCGUCUAAACCUACUUCCAGAGAGGCUAAGCGCCCUGCAGAGUCCCUGAGGGGCAAGAUGGAGGAGCUGCAAGGAAGAGGUUGGAGGCUUCAGCCCUGUGUCUUCCUCCUGCUCGGUCUUGGCCACGUGGUGUCAAGUGAGAAGAAUUCUUGCCAGUGAAGACUGAUUCCUCCAGGAAUAGUCUGUGAGGCUUGAAGGGAAAAUUGGAAUGCAAGGGGAAGGCUGAAAGGAGGCUGGACUUAUUUAGCCCAACCCUGCCUCCCCAACCACCUCUCCUUCCCUGUCUGGUCCCUGAAAUGCAUGUGUACUGACACUGCACACACCACAGGAUGUGCACAGGCCUGUGCCUGGGAUGGUGUACGCGGGUCAUCGACGGUGUGACCUACCCGGCGACUGUCAAGGAGAAGGCUGCGGCCCAGGAGCAGUACAGUAUGGCUGUGAGCCGAGGAGAGAGUGCCGGCCUCAUCAAGGCCACCGGGAGAAAGAUGGAGGAGUUCCAGGUGUCGGUCAGUGUGGCUCCUGCUACCAAGGUCACCUUCGAGCUGGUGUAUGAGGAGCUACUCAGGCGGCAUCUGGGGGUAUAUGAACUCCUGCUCAAAGUGCGGCCCCAACAGCUCGUCAAGCACCUGCAGAUGGACAUUCACAUCUUCGAGCCUCAGGGCAUCAGCUUCCUGGAGACAGAGAGCACCUUCAUAACCAACGAGCUAGUAGAUGCCCUCACCACCUCAAAGAAUUCGACCAAGGCUCAUAUCCGCUUCAAGCCAACGCUCUCCCAGCAGCAAAAGUCUCCAGAUCAGCAGGACACAAUCCUGGACGGCAACUUCAUUGUCCGCUAUGAUGUGAACCGGACCCAUUCUGGGAACUCCAUUCAGAUCGAGAAUGGCUACUUUGUGCACUACUUCGCCCCAGAAGGCCUGCCCACCAUGCCCAAGAACGUGGUCUUUGUCAUUGACAAGAGUGGUUCGAUGAGUGGCAGGAAAAUCCGGCAGACCAGAGAAGCCUUAAUCAAGAUCCUGAGUGACCUCAACCCCAAAGACCAGUUCAACCUCAUUGUCUUCAGUGAGGAAGCAAACCUGUGGAACCCAUUACUGGUGCCAGCCUCAGAGGAGAAUGUGAACAAGGCCAAGAGCUAUGCUGCCAGCAUCCAGGCAAGGGGAGGAACCAACAUCAACGAUGCCGUGCUGGUGGCUGUGCAGCUUCUGCAGAACAGCAACCAGGCUGAGCUGCUGUCUUCUGGGAGCAUCUCCCUCAUCAUCCUGCUCACUGAUGGCGACCCCACCGUGGGGGAGACCAAUCGCACACAAAUCCAGAAAAACGUGCAGGAAGCCAUAGGCAGCCAGUAUAGCCUCUUCUGCCUUGGCUUUGGCUUUGAUGUCAGCUAUGCCUUCCUGGAGAAGCUGGCACUGGACAAUGGCGGCCUAGCUCGGCGCAUCUAUGAAGACUCGGACUCUGCCCUGCAGCUCCAGGACUUCUACGAGGAGGUGGCCAAUCCACUGCUGACAGAGGUGGCCUUCGAGUACCCAAGCAACGCUGUGGAAGAAGUCACGCAGAACAACUUCCACCUCUUCUUCAGGGGUUCAGAGAUGGUGGUGGCUGGAAAGCUCCGGGACCAGAGUCCCGAUGUGCUCUUCAGCAAAGUCAGAGGGCAAAUGCACACGGAGAACAUCACCUUCCAGGCGGAAUCCAGCACAGCUGAGCAGGAGGGCUUGUUCCAGAGUCCCAAGUACAUCUUCCAUAAUUUCAUGGAGAGGCUCUGGGCAUACCUGACCAUCCAGCAGCUGCUGGAGAAGACUGUUUCAGCAUCGGAUGACAAAUCUAAGGCCCUCAAGACUCGAGCUCUGAAUUUGUCACUCAGCUACAACUUUGUCACUCCUCUCACAUCUAUGGUAAUCACCAAACCUGAAGGCCAAGAACAGUCUCAAGUUGCUGACAAGCCUGCGGAGGACCGUCGCCUUUCCAAAUUGCAUACCAUGGGAAGAGGACAGUCCAGGAUACCAGGAGCUUCUAACUUCCCUUCGAGUUUCGGAGCGGUAGCUCUGGGGGUCCCUGGAAACUAUCGACAAUCUGGUCAUCUUUCCCAGCUGUCUCAUCACUCGCGUUUCUACCCACAUCCGAACGUGGAGAGGCUGAGGGACACGUCCCACAUGAUGCCGAUUACAACGCCAUUGAUUUCCUCAGAUUUGACUCAGAAUGUGUUGGAUCAUCUGAAAAUAAAAAACAAAGAAACAACUACAAUAGCCCCAUCUCCAGCUUCUGGCCAGGUUCCUGCCAUCAUCCUGCCACUGCGUGGGCCCAGUGGGGACCGACUUUGCGUGGACAUCAGUCAUUCUCAGGGUCCCAUGGACCUGCUUUCAGACCCUGGCCGAGGGCUUGAGGUGACUGGCCAGUACAAGAGACAGAAGGCUGGGUUCUUCUGGGUCGAGGUGACCUAUAAGAACCCCCAGGUGCAGAUUCAUGUAUCCCCUGAACAUGUGGUGGUGACCCGGAACCAAAGACGCUCUGCAUACAAGUGGAAGGAGACACUGUUCUCAGUGUUGCCUGGCCUGGAGAUGACCAUGGACAAGACAGGGCUCCUGCUGCUCAGUGGCCCAGACAAAGUGACCAUUGGCCUGUCAUCUCAGAAUGACCCCGGGAAGGGGCUCCUGCUCCUUCUGCGUGACACUGACCACUUCUCCAGCCAAGUCAGCGGGACCCUCGGCCAGUUUUACCAGGAUGUGCUCUGGGAGCCACCAGCAGCUGCAGAUGACAGCAGACGCAUGCUGAGGGUUCAAGGGAAGGACUACUCUGCCACCAGAGAGCUCAGGUUGGAUCACCACGGAGGGACAGAGAUUUCCUGCUGGUCGGUGGAGCUGUAGUUCAGAUAAGAGGAGCCCAUGCCCUACCCCUGCCGCCCUGUUGUGUGCAAGUGGCUGUCACUCUGUGGCUGCAGGGUCACCUGUGGGGCCUGGAUCACAAUAGGAAGGGGGUUCCCACUUGUUACAAAUAAAGAUGGUGUGACCUAGGAA
Molecule: messenger RNA, 3005 nt
Organism: Fukomys damarensis (Damara mole-rat)
Lineage: Eukaryota; Metazoa; Chordata; Mammalia; Rodentia; Bathyergidae
Gene: Itih4
Product: inter-alpha-trypsin inhibitor heavy chain 4
Exons: 21
Coding region: 330-2855 (841 amino acids)
Biological process (GO): hyaluronan metabolic process
Molecular function (GO): serine-type endopeptidase inhibitor activity
Source: RefSeq, a predicted model, not a curated record